Messenger RNA from Adineta steineri, 312 nucleotides. Lineage: Eukaryota; Metazoa; Rotifera; Eurotatoria; Adinetida; Adinetidae. The record is from the annotation of a GenBank genome assembly.
AUGAUAGCACGACAACGUAAUACAAAUAAUUGUAAAUUAGCAUUUUACCAACAACUUAUUAAACAGUUGAAAGAACAUAAACAAAUUCUAAUAAGUCCGAUACUUGUCGUUAUUUUAUCAUUACCAAGUUUGUUUAUAUCAUUAUUAACAACAUGCAUUAAAUCAUCAAGAAAUCCAUUGUUAUCUCUUAUUGGCUAUUUUAUUUCAUUUCUACCAUCAAUGCUUAUGUUAUUUACUUUUGUUUUAACAUCAGAUUUAUAUUUUAAACAAUUUAAAGAAUCAAUUCAAUCAUGUUUUAAACGACGGCGAUAA